AUGGCUGCUUCAUCAUCAGACACGGUGGCUUUCAUUGGUCAGAGACCCCCCUCCACACUGGGCCUUGGGGUGAUGGGCUACCCAAUGGCACUGAACCUGCAGGCCGGUUUGGGCCAAGACAAAACCCUUCUCAUUUGCGACACAAACUUGGAAGCGUUGGACAGAUUCCAAGCGGAGGCAAGGGGCACGGCAACAGUCAAGAUAGUUUCUAACGGCUUUGAAGCGGCCAAGGCGGCAAAUACAGUUUUUACCAUGCUGCCAGGGUCUGGUGCCGUUAAAUCGGUGUAUUUAGACCCUCAAACUGGCAUCCUCGCAGGUGCUGUGGCAGCCGCUGAGGAGUCGGGAAGAACCCCAGAACGCAAGAUUGUAGUCGAAUGCGGAACAAUCGAGACCGACUGUAUCCAUUCUGUCGCAGAUUCAUGCCGCGAAGUUUCCUCUUCCAAGCUCUCGGACACUCUUGUCUUCGUUGACGCGCCUGUCUCAGGCGGGCCCAUGGGCGCCAAUGCUGCCACUCUCACCUUCAUGGUGGGUUGCCCACCAUCCUUGUCACAAGAAGUAUUCCCCAUUGUCAAGUCGUAUCUGGGGCACAUGGGCAACCGAGAGGGCAUAUUUCUAUGCGGAGACGUCGGUGCGGGCACAGCUUUCAAGAUAAUCAACAACUAUCUAAGCGCCAUCACGUCUCUAGCCGCAUCUGAGGCACUCAACAUUGGCGUGAAAGCCGGACUUGACCCUAAAACGCUCACCGAUGUCAUUAAUGCAAGUGGCGGCCAGUGCUGGGUUACAAGCAAGAGCAACCCAGUCCCGGGGGUUCAGGCCAACGUUCCGAGCAGCCGGGGCUACGAGGGAGGAUUUAGGAUUGAGUUGUGCGCCAAGGUAUUGGGCAUGGGAACCAAGUUGGCCGAGAGUGUCGGGGCGAGGACUAUCUUGGACAAGCCCACACAGCAAGCAUUCAGCGAGGCAAUGGGGGAUGAAAGGUAUUCUGGGAAAGAUGCAAGGGUCGUUUACCAGUGGCUAAAUAAGUCUACAUAG
Messenger RNA from Fusarium vanettenii 77-13-4, 1029 nucleotides. RefSeq lists its product as uncharacterized. Bases 1 to 1029 code for a protein of 342 amino acids. NCBI's taxonomy places the organism in Eukaryota, Fungi, Ascomycota, Sordariomycetes, Hypocreales, Nectriaceae. The transcript is spliced from 3 exons. The record is from RefSeq and is a predicted model, not a curated record. Gene Ontology annotation, cellular component: mitochondrion. Gene Ontology annotation, biological process: L-valine catabolic process. Gene Ontology annotation, molecular function: NAD binding; NADP binding; 3-hydroxyisobutyrate dehydrogenase activity.